Messenger RNA from Linnemannia hyalina, 336 nucleotides. The record is from the annotation of a GenBank genome assembly. Lineage: Eukaryota; Fungi; Mortierellomycota; Mortierellomycetes; Mortierellales; Mortierellaceae.
AUGAACUCGAAAAUCGGAAAAGCCGUCAACACCUUCAUCAACAUCCUGCUCAAAGUAUUGAAGGACAAGGGACGACUAGAGGCCCAUAUCGAUAUCCAGAUUCAGGAAAACAUCCCAACUGCGGAAAACUAUAUCGCCCUCAACGAGCUCAUACCGAACAGCUGGCGACUCGCCCCCAUCACCUCACUGCCCAAGAAGAACUACAAGCACUGCAUGCAAUGGUGGAAGGCGAGGAUGAGGCUAGCCUUGUUCUGGAAGGUGAGGACUUUGAUUCUGGAGACCAAUAGGGGCUGGAGCAUGCCACUGGAACAGAAGCUCCUGCAGAGCCCCUCAUAA